Messenger RNA from Penaeus monodon (black tiger shrimp), 535 nucleotides. Its product is annotated as peptide deformylase, mitochondrial-like. The record is from RefSeq and is a predicted model, not a curated record. NCBI's taxonomy places the organism in Eukaryota, Metazoa, Arthropoda, Malacostraca, Decapoda, Penaeidae. Gene Ontology annotation, biological process: N-terminal protein amino acid modification; peptidyl-methionine modification. Gene Ontology annotation, molecular function: peptide deformylase activity. Gene Ontology annotation, cellular component: mitochondrion.
AUGACUGUAAUAUCACAAAUGAGGCAAGUAAUGAAGACAUAUGAUGCAGUAGGCCUUGCUGCCCCACAAAUUGGUGUUCCACUCAGAAUAAUAACUUUGGAGUUUUCUCAACGCAAGAAGGAGUUUGGAGAGGAAGUUUAUGCUGCUCGAGAAAUGUCCAUUCUUCCAUUCACAGUAGUCAUUAAUCCACAAAUGGAGAUUUUAGAUUACAAAAAGGUCACAUUCCCAGAAGCCUGUGAAAGUCCGGGCUAUAGUGCUAUGGUACCAAGAUACAAGGCAGUAAAACUUGUUGGACAGGACCAGUCUGGGGAAGAAUUGGAACUGGAAACUAAAGGAUGGUUAGCGAGAAUAAUACAGCAUGAAAUGGAACAUCUCGAUGGAAAGCUUUAUAUAGACUCCAUGGAUGUUAAAAGCUUCCAAAAUGAUGCUUGGCAUAGAAUAAAUGUACAUCAAGGAAGAGUCCAAAUACAGUUUUAUAAAAAAUAAGGUUGUAGUAAUUCAUAUGUUGUUUUGUAAAUACAUUGUUUUAUUUAAA